Eutrema salsugineum is the source of this 962-nucleotide messenger RNA. RefSeq lists its product as uncharacterized. The record is from RefSeq and is a predicted model, not a curated record. The transcript has a single exon. Bases 14 to 862 code for a protein of 282 amino acids. Lineage: Eukaryota; Viridiplantae; Streptophyta; Magnoliopsida; Brassicales; Brassicaceae.
UUCUCAUCAAUCAAUGGCGAUUUUCUCAAGAACCAAACGUGUCACUGAUCCACUCGAAGAAGACGCCAAGGCUCGAAUCUUCCACCACCACCAAAGCUGCACCAUUCCAGACCAAGACUCUCCUCCACUCUCCGAACUCGUUCACAGUUUCCUCGAGGAGGAUGGUAGUCCCGAAGACACAUCAUUACAAACAUCCCACAACUCUGACACCGACGAGAAUUCUGAAUGUUCCGAUGAGGAGAUCGUGAGAAUGGCCGUAAGCUUCUCCGAUUCCGACCCUUAUCGGAAUCUACUGCUAGCUCACGUUUUACGAACCGUGGAAGCAUAUUCCGGUCUAAGAUCCCGGAAAAACUCUGUUUUCGUGGACAAAGUAGCAUCCUUUCUUCAAGAGCUUGGCCACGACGCGGCGGUUUGUGUCUCGAAAUGGAACUCAUCGGCUAAACUCAACUCCGGGAGUUACGAGUUUAUAGACGUCGUUUACAAGCCGGCGGAUGAUCGGACGGCCGUCGCCGUUCGUUACGUCGUCGAUCUUGACUUUGCUUCGAAGUUCGAGAUCGCGAGACCCACGCGACAAUACACGCGUGUGUUUCAGUUGCUGCCUCGUGUUUUCGUAGGGAGAGAGGAGAGUUUGAGGACGGUGGUGAGAGAGUCGUGCGAGGCGGCGAGACGGUCGUUGAAGAGUUGUGGCUUGUCUGUGCCACCGUGGAGGAGAAGCUCUUACUUGCAGCAAAAGUGGUUUGGUCCGUACAAAAGAAGGGUUGGAUCUAGCUUGGGAGUAACGGCGUUUAGUAAAGACGCCGUUAGCUGUCGCUCUAUGGGGUUUGAUGACGCCGUUAAUGCUCGUUUGUUCAUCAGGACGUGACUGGAUCCAUGCAGUAUCAAGUGUAGGCCUAUAGCUACGUAGGGACUACACUUUUUUUUCUUCUUUUCAUCGAUUUUAAAAUUUUUUUAUAUAUCAUUAU